CCCCGUUGAAAACCAUCAAUUUGACCGCUAAUGCGACAGCUCAAGAUCUCUACGAGCUGACGGGGCAUCAAUGGUGUCCCUAUCUCAAGGCACGGUCAUGCCUUCGGAUCAUGACAGCCCUGUAGGCCUCGAGGGUCACGGCUAUGAGCAGACCAACGAUGGAGGAACGGCACGUAGCCAGGACGCAGAUGGACUUCAGCCGAUACAGCUUGCUUGUCGACAGGCCUCAAGGAACAAAUAUGUCUGUUCAAUAUGCGGCCAGGCGUUCAUCAGAGGAGAACAUCUCCGGCGGCACGAGCAAUCUCACAGUAAAGAGAAACCGUACAAAUGUCGUAGGUGUCGUAGCAAAUUCGCUAGAAGAGAUACAAUGCUACGGCACAUCCGGAAUUUUCAUCUCGACCUCAAAGCCGCCCCCCACUCUGUGAUGGAUGUUGACGUGCCAAGCCCGAAUUCGUCGCCACUGUCUGCGAACACGGAUAUCACAGAGGCAUCUGGAUCUCAACUAGGUGGCGAGCAUUUAGACAUCGGUGCUGGGGAGGGUCUUAUGGCAGUAGGAUCCGGCUAUCCUCUAGGUCCGAGUGGAGGAAACCUGAGAUUAGGAGGCUUCUACGGCCAUGCAAAUCCUCAACAAGUAGACAAGCCAAGCAGUAUGGACGCGUCACAAGAUCUCAGAUUUUCCGAGUCAGUGGAGAACAACUACAGACCAAGCGAUGUGGAGAGCGCCAGUGUCCCUGCAAGGCCAGAUAACUUUGAGGCUCCUCAGCCAGAUGUAUCCAGCGGUGCAUAUCUACCCGAAGAGUCAUUGUGGUUCCCAGAUGGCGAGUCAAACAUCUUUGACAUCAACGAUCUAGCGACGAUGUUUUCAACCAACAUGCCACAGUCUACUCCAGGCCGACACACGCCCUUAAUAGGCUUCUUAGGCGAGCAGUCCGAGGACUUCUUCUUUACUGCGCCCCAUGCUUCCCAAUCCAUGGGUUUCUCGGAAGACGAAGAGUACCUCCAUGCUGUUAUAGCUACGACAGAUAAGACCUAUGAUGCUGCGAACUCUCCUGUUGUGACCGACUCAGAAGUGAGCACCUGUGUGGAGAUGAUUAAUUUGUUCUCAAUAUCAAAGCUGCCACUUUCAAAAAACAUGAUCAAUCGUUAUUUCAAAGCUUAUGUCCAAUAUUUCGACCCUCACACUCCAAUCGUACAUCUUGCCGCAUUUAAGAUUGACAAUGCACCAGUUUCACUCACAUUGGCGAUGCUCACUAUUGGAGCUCUUUAUGCUAGUGAACCGGACAGAGCAUCUGCUCUUUAUAGCAUGGCUAGCGAGUGUCUAGAACAGGCAGAAAGGCAAGGGGCACUACUUGAUAUCCACGAACAAGAUCCUUAUGGAGUUGUAGGCACAGUACAGAGCCGAGUGUUGCUGGCUCAAUAUGCUCUUUGUAGUAGUAAAGGUACCCUGGUCGAUGCUGGUCUCGUACAUCUUUUGAAGGCUGAGUCUAUAUUCCGGGCUGGGAUUCCCAGCGGCCAUUCUAGUGAUGAAUGGACUUCGUGGAUUUACGCCGAGUCCUUUAGAAGGGUUGAGCUGUGGACGCUGGUUCUUUGCGCUGCAUUCGGCGCUGAUGGACAAGUGCCUGUGCACCUCCCCAGUCUCGGACAUAUUCACCAUCAACUGCCUUGCUCACAACAAAUCUGGACAGAAUCGUCAAAGGACGGUUGGUUAACAGCGACUGCCAACGGGGCCAAGUCGUUACAUCCCGUGACCUUUACUUCUUCCCUCGCAAUCUUGAUACAAGGUGGCCCCCUCACCGAGGAAGUGAGUCCGUUUGGAACGCUUGUCCUUAUUGCAGGGCUCUUGGUCUAUAUCCUGACCCUCGAACGUACGACAUCACUGGACUCGAGUAAUACCAGGUCUCAUUGGGUACCAUCUGCAGAAAAGUCCUUGAAGGAGUGGGAGAAGACUUGGAAGAACCAUUCUCAAGGACCGGCGCACUCCCCAAGCGGCAAAAAUGAACAUUUACUCGCGGACUGUGUCCCGCUAUUCUUGACUGCCUGUUAUCAUACCUACGCGUCUCGCUUGCUAAAGCAUUUGAAGGCAUCACUGGAACUCAAGAUGUUGUCAGAUGCUCCUCGAUUGACACCAGAUGCUGCACCAAACGGAAACUCCAUAAGGGGAAAUAUCCUCCCGACGGUCAACGGUGCAAUAUCAUGGAAAACGUGGGAGCAACUGUUGACUCCGCAAAGCGAGAUCGAGUGGAAUGAUCUCACUCAGGCAGUCAGACUCGCUGCUGGUUAUAUAUUAGUCCGCGCCAAACAAGGAUUUCGUAAUGUCGCACGCACCGCACCACUGGAGAUGGGUUUCCAUAACGUUUUAUCUGGAUUUGAAGGAGCGCUCCUUGUAUCUUGUUGGGUAUUCGCAGCCUCAAGGGAGAGACGGUCGGAUCCAAACGCGGUAUUGUUACAUCGUAUCGUCCAAGAUGUCGUACGAGAGAUGGACGAGCAGAUGUGCCAUGAGGUGCAAGUUAAGAAGUACCCUGCAAUUGCAUCCCUUGCUGGUCUUCAGUCUAUGAUGAGUCAAGGCUGGGUAUGGUCCUUGGCCCAUAGAAGAGCAGAGCAGCUGCAACUACACGAAACUAGGAUCAUAGCGGCACUGGACCAGAGGGGGCAGACUCAAGGUUAAAUGCGACAAAAGUGUUACAGAUUAUUCUAGCUAAUACCAGCCCCUCUUUCGCCUUU
Molecule: messenger RNA, 2721 nt
Organism: Mollisia scopiformis
Lineage: Eukaryota; Fungi; Ascomycota; Leotiomycetes; Helotiales; Mollisiaceae
Exons: 8
Coding region: 71-2665 (864 amino acids)
Biological process (GO): regulation of transcription by RNA polymerase II; DNA-templated transcription
Cellular component (GO): chromatin
Molecular function (GO): zinc ion binding; RNA polymerase II cis-regulatory region sequence-specific DNA binding; DNA-binding transcription factor activity, RNA polymerase II-specific
Source: RefSeq, a predicted model, not a curated record